This is a messenger RNA of Aethina tumida (small hive beetle), 726 nucleotides long. Its product is annotated as adenylate cyclase type 10-like. Lineage: Eukaryota; Metazoa; Arthropoda; Insecta; Coleoptera; Nitidulidae. Gene Ontology annotation, biological process: intracellular signal transduction; cyclic nucleotide biosynthetic process. Gene Ontology annotation, molecular function: adenylate cyclase activity. Gene Ontology annotation, cellular component: cytoplasm. The record is from RefSeq and is a predicted model, not a curated record. Bases 1 to 726 code for a protein of 241 amino acids. The transcript has 5 exons.
AUGAAUACUUUAGACCUAUAUGAGCCGCUUGAAUCAGAAGUGCGUUUCGUUGCUGUUUUAAUGUUCAACUUGGAACUAGAUAUUAAAGAACCCGCAUUGGUAUUAGAACUUGGAAACAGCGUUUAUAAAUGUGUCUGUAGAAUUGUAAAUAACUACAAUGGAAGUGUAAACAAAAUCAAUUUUUUCGAUAAAGAUUUACUGAUUUUGGUUAUUUUUGGAUUUCGUCGUUUUAAACUAGACUCUGAAUGUGCUGUAGCGUUGAAGUGCUCCACGGAAUGCCAACAUGCACUUUUUCAAAUACCCGGAGUUCGUAAAGUUUCUAUAGGAGUUACGACGGGAAAAACAUAUUGUGGAGUAUUUGGACAUGCGCUAAGAAAAGAAUAUACUGUAAUAAGUUUAUCAGUGAAUAUGGCAGCACGGCUCAUGAUAAACUAUCCAAAUAAAGUAACCUGUGAUAGAAACGUUUACAUUUCAAGUAAAUUGGGCACAAAGAACUUUAUCCUACAGGAAUAUAAGCUUUUAAAAGGCAUCUCAAACCCCGGUCCAAUAUAUGAGUUCAUUGAAAUCCCCCCGACACAUAAGCAUAAAAUGGCAGUAAAUCCAUAUCCUAUUUUGGGAAGGCAACUUGAGUUAGAUCUUUACGAGGAAUUAAUUCUUAGGCAAAAGCCGACUGUUGGAAGAAUGUAUCUAUGUUACUCAAAAUACUACGGCAGUAGCCAGAUGUAA